Myotis daubentonii (Daubenton's bat) is the source of this 12506-nucleotide messenger RNA. It is a transcript of the gene NHSL2, whose product is annotated as NHS like 2. The transcript is spliced from 9 exons. The record is from RefSeq and is a predicted model, not a curated record. The coding region runs from base 1 to 3456 and encodes 1151 amino acids. NCBI's taxonomy places the organism in Eukaryota, Metazoa, Chordata, Mammalia, Chiroptera, Vespertilionidae. Gene Ontology annotation, biological process: cell differentiation.
AUGCGGGGUAGUGAGCUAGGCACUCGGAAAGAAGGCCGAAAUGCGGAGGGGCACGGGAAGGGAGCCAUGGCUGCAGCUAACUCGAGUCGGGAAAAUGCGACAGCGACUGCCCACUCGAGGUCGUCAUGGCGACAGCCAGUGAACGUGUUCCUCUCCUCAGGCAGGCCCCCGAGUGUAGAGGAGCUGCUUCGAGAGGCGCAGCUUAAUCUCCAGAGCCUGUUGCAAGAAGAAUAUGAGGAGCAGUACUCAGAGGCCAGACUGCUGGGGCAGACCUUCCGCUCUGCUGAUGAGGCCCCUGAGCCCACUCCCAGCCCAAGGCCCCAGUCUGCCAGGCGUCUGGAGUUUGUAUUGAUGCCUACAAAACAGCAGCUGAGCGAGGAUGAGACUACCACCCAGGGUGUGAGGGCCCCUGAGGCCUCCCUGAGCCUGUCUACCACAGCCGACAAGCAAGUUGCCUGGAAUACCCCCUUCCCUCUGCCCAUCCUAGAGGAGAAGCGGUGGCUUCAGCCUUGCUCCACGCACUCUGACAUUGUGCCCAUCAACAUCUCUGGGCAGCAGUUCGAUAAACAUGCAAGUUUGCGACACUCCUUGUUUAACACAGAGACAGCCGUGAACCCCAAGUCCACCCUGAGGCGGAGGCGGACCAUUAUUGGAUUCUCUAACUUUUCACAGCAAGACCAAGGUCUCAGCAACAGCCCCACAGGCAGGUUGGCUUGCUCUACCAGCUCAGACAUCAAGCCCAGUCAUUCUGUUCCAGAAGGUGUUCAUGGAAGAGUUGCCAUUGGUGAGGAAGCUCAUUUCCCAAAUCUCACCUCACCAGUACUGAGAAAGCCUUCUAGUGAUCCCGACGAACCUCUCCAGGUGCGUGGUGGCACCAAGCCUCCUGGCAUGGAAAGCAUGGGAAUGGUGUAUAGCGUCUCCAGUUCUUGCAAUGGACCAACAGAAUCUACAUUCUCUGCUUUGUGGAAAGGAGAUGCUUUCACCUAUAUGACUCCAAGUGCCACCAGUCAGAGCAAUCAAGUCAAUGAAAAUGGAAAAAAUCCUUCCUCUGGGAAUUCAUGGGCCUCUCUGCACACACUGCCACCUCUGGUUCCUAAGGAGGCUGCUGCACUCUUUGUCACUCGUGAUAACCCAGCAGGAUGCAGUGGAUCAGCUGGCUACUCUGAACACCCUACACAACAAAGGCAAGUAUCAGAGCGACCCUUCAAGAUUGGCCUUCUGACUGGUGGCACCUCAAGGCUGGAUACAGGCCCAGGUGGGGCCAGCAGGUUCCGGGAGCGGUCACUGUCUGUACCUACAGAUUCAGGCACCACAGAUGUGGACUACGAUGAGGAGCAGAAGUCCAAUGAAGCCUGUGCCUUGCCUUAUGCCAGUACAAGUUCUGAGGGCAGUAACAGUGCUGACAACAUUGCCUCCAUUAGUUCCCAGCAGGAGGCCCACCACAGAAGGCAGAGAUCCAGGAGUAUCUCACUCAAGAAGGCCAAAAAGAAGCCUUCCCCACCAAUGCGCAGUGUCUCACUGGUCAAAGACGAACCAGUCCUCUUGCCAGAAGUUGGGUCAGCACUAUCCAAGGACCAGAGGCCCAGGAGCCUUUGCCUCUCCUUGGAACACCAAGGACAUCAUUCAUCCCAGGGUCACCCAGCUGUGCCCACCUUCAAAGACCCAGAAGAUACACAAUUCUCCCACCACUGGUAUCUUACUGACUGGAAGUCUGGUGACACCUACCAGUCCUUGUCCAGCUCCAGCACUGCCACUGGCACCACAGUUAUUGAGUGUACCCAAGUUCAGGGAAGCUCAGAGUCUCUUGCCUCCCCUUCCAUCUCCAGAGCUACUACACCUUCCCAACUCUCCAUUGAGGUAGAGGCUAGGGAGGUACCCUCUCCAGGAAGGCCCACUGGGCUGAUGUCACCCUCCAGUGGAUACUCCAGCCAGUCGGAGACACCAACACCCACUGUCUCCAUGUCCUUGACCCUGGGCCACUUGCCUCCUCCAAGUGGCAGUGUCCGGGUACGUCCAGUGGUACCCGAGAGGAAGUCAUCACUGCCCCCAACAUCGCCAAUGGAGAAAAUUUCAAAGUCACGAUUAUCGUUUGACCUACCAUUGACCUCUUCUACCUACCUGGAUCUGUCUGGGAUGAGUAUCUCCAUACGAAGCAAAACCAAGGUGAGCCGGCAUCACUCAGAUACAAAUUUUGGGGCCAAGUUGGUCCAGAAAACUGGCCCCAACCAGCCAAUCAUGCCCAUGGUUACUCAGUCUGAUCUACGUUCUGUCCGCCUCAGGUCAGUAAGCAAGUCUGAGCCAGAAGAUGACAUUGAGAGCCCUGACUAUGCUGAGGAGUCGGGAGAAGUCUUCACCUUGCUAGAGAGAAAGAUGAAACCUCCCAUAGCUGAGAAACCCCCACUGGCUCGAAGGCCUCCAAGCUUGGUCCACAAACCACAAUCUGUCCCCGAGGAGUACCCACUAACUUCACCUACAUUGGCUAUAACCCCUAAGAGCUCAAUUCAAUACAUGAGGCCAUUCCCUCCAGACAUCUACACGGUGGUGAGGAAACCAAAGUCCUCUAGCUUCCCUGAGGCCAGAAGCCGAGGGGAGUCAACAGCACCCUCAGCUCUUGUUUUUACACCUUUUGCCAGUUCCUCUGGUGCUUUCUGCUCAGAAACCCAGCAACCCCCCCAGGGAAGUACAGAGGAUGAGGGCUCUAAGGUGAGAGCCCUGCCUGAAAGAAUUAGCCUCCAGAGCCAGGAACAAGCUGAGAAGAAGAAAAGCAAGAUUCCACCUCCUGUACCAAAAAAGCCCAGUGUGUUAUACCUGCCUCUCACCUCACCCACAGCUCAAAUGGAGGCCUAUGUGGCUGAACCAAGGCUGCCUGUCAGCCCCAUCAUCACCCUGGAAGAAGAUGCCAAGUGUCCCCCAACUGGCGACCACCUGCAAUCACCUGGUACAACAAGGACGACUACCACCCCACAGGCUGAUGAUGGAAGGGAGGCAAGCCCUUCAGGGAGUAUUAUGGAACCAAGUACUGAAGAAAAAAGUGUUAUCAGUGAUAAAACAGCUGAAUGGAUUGCAGAAGAUGAUGAUGAUGUGUUUGUGGCUUCACGUACAACUGAAGAUUUAUUUACUGUGAUACACAGGUCCAAAAGAAAGCUGCUUGGCUGGAAGGAGCCCGGUGAGGCCUUUGCCGGAGGCAGCAGACCAAGCUCCCACUCACCAAUAAGGAACACAGCUGAUUCUCCAAUUAGUGAGUCAACUGCCUCUGCAGGGUCAAGCAGCAGUAUCAGCCUAGAUGCUGGCAGAAAUGAUGAUUUCAAGGCCUUGCUACAAAAGAAGGGCAGUAAGGCAACUCCAAGGUCCCGCCCCUCAGCAGCGGAACUGCUGAAGACCACUAAUCCACUUGCUCGGAGAAUUAUUGCACAGUUUUCAAAAGACUAUGACACCACCGAUAGUCCCAGUACCUAAGCCCUGGGUUGAGCAAGUAGGGAUCAGUUACUAAACUUGAGUAUAAAAAGGAGAAGAGAAAGGGUUCUAAAAAGAAACCAUGGAAAUAACAAAAAAGCCUACAUUUCUUUUACUUAAACUCACACUCCGGACAGCAGGAGAGAGACCACUUUAUCUAGAAAUCAUCAGGCACUUUAAUCAUACGCAGACAUUUUAUGUUUUCAUACUUAAAAUCUUGCCAUUAUUGACUACAGAUUUUCUUCUUAUUUUCUGCCCAUGGUGUGCACCAAGAAGAAAUUCUCAGAUGCAAGGGCACACAUGCAUGUUUUCAAUGAAUGACCAGCUACUCCAUCCCUGGCUCCUAUUACUAAGGAGAACAGUGUAAGAGCAGAUUGGAGGCUGUCAAACCUGGGGAAAUAGGGAGCCGUUGCUGAUUAUUCACUUCCUUGGUGAGGCCUUAAUGACUUGUGUGGAGAAACAGAAAGACUCUGAUGCCUCUUCAACCACAGUUUAACUCUCUUCCACUGGGUUUGCAGGUGUGCACUUAUUUUGGCAUGAGUUGAUUGGAUGGCUUUUGUGCAAAAUAUGAAUGUUACUUGGCCCUGAACUUCAUGCCUUUUUUAGUUUGAUUGUCUACACGGUGAUCAGGGUGAUGAGUUUCGAUAACAUACAGAACCUUCCCCCACACACACCCCUUAGCUAGAAGAGGUCAGAACCUGGUUACUUUGAAUGAAACAAGCUCAGCCAACAAACAAGGCAGCCAUUUGUCCACCCUGAUCUAUCUGAGGUAACUUGCACGCAUGCUUUCAGACCCUUCUAUGGGUCUGAAGCUAAACAAUGAUAGCUAAAAUCUGUGCCCAGCUUAUGCUGCAUUCAAAGAACUCUCAUUUCAUUGGCAUAUAAAAUUCAUUACAGUAAGUAAUUAGCUGAACUAAUGGCAUCACCAAAGGCUCAAGGAGUAGAGAAAGUAAGUGUAACUUGCCCACCACCGUUCAAUUCAGAUUGUGGUUUGUGGUUGGUUGGUUUUGUUUAAAGCAAGUCUUACUAUGGUCCAGAAUUGAAAAUGCAUAAACUAAAAGGAUAUAUCCAGAAUCUAAAAGGCAGCCUUGCAAGUUGCUUUGGCCCAUAAUACAAAAAAGGCCUAAUUAGUUAACCAUGUGGGGAGAGAGGGUAAGAGCUGGGUAAAUAGGAUGCUGAUGGAGCCCCAGAACAAUCAUUGUGACUCCUCCUGACCGCCCCCCCCCAAAGCUAAUAUGCACUAACUCUUCUUGUCAGCUCAAUUUUCUAAUCAAAACCAGAGCAGUGAUUCAUUUGAUUUUCAUAUGUCUGGUUUCUGGGAGGUUGGGGGAAAAAGAGACCAAAAUUGAACAAAGAAAACUGGUUGAGCAAUAAUGGAGAGGUAACCGUCCACUGUCCAAGGAGGGGAAAAGAAGGCAAAUGAAAUAGUAGUCUGUCUCACAAAGAGGGUUCCCUUACCCUUUACUUCUUCACGCCCUGCCCCAACAGAUUCAUUGGUCAACUUCCUAGAGGAUGCAGAAACUGCCCCAGAGACAAGCAGAUCUUGAUUUUGAUAGAUCGUGUUGCUCACCAAUAAGAAGCAAACUCUUAGCACAAUUGCCCAAACUCCAGAGAACAGAGCAGCUGAAAAACCACACUGUGUGCUGAAAAGACUUAAGCCUCUCACACAGAAGCCCUGGGUCUAGGCACUUGGUUGGUACAGGUCUGAAUUCUAGACUUCUGAGUACAGGCCAGACCCACCCACUCCCUUGAAAUCAGCACUUUCCUCUGAUUUAUACCAACGCCACUUAAUAUAAUAAACAACAAAAUCCCAGCUGCUUUGUAAAGAAUUCAAACUAUUUGGUUUGUAGUAUGGAUGCUGAUGAUAGAGAGCAAGUCAUUCUCAACAUAACAGAAGGACCUGACUAAAUUUCAGGGGUUUUACCUGAAAUAAAAUAGAUUCAUUACUAGCCUUAAUUUAUAUAUGAUUGCCACACUUGUCUGUCCCAGUCUCAGAAUUCCAAAAGAUGCAAACAUUUUGCUCUGUAAGGAAAUGAAAGAGAGUUUGUGCUUUUGCCUAACAAAGGUAAAGAACAGUCAGGGCCUUCUUAAGAACCAUUAUGAAUAGCUGAACUCUAAAGCCAAGUAUGAGACUCACAUUGUUUAGGACUUGUUACUUCUGCUAAUUUUUCUGGAAGCAUCUUGUUUGCUACUUCUAGUGGGUUUUGCCUCUCCCCUCACCUUGCUAUCUCUAGUAGAUUCCCCAAAAGAUUUUAAGCUAAAUGCCGUGAUACCUUUAUAUUUUCCAAUUACAUUGCGUCUUACUUUACAAUAAUCUGUAUGCCUGGAUUUUUUAGAACAUCUUCUACAUCAUCACUCUGGCACUCAGAUGCUCAGUGGUGUUCCCAUUAACACAAAAGCAUUUGGGGCAAAGAUUUUAUGGUCAGAGGUAACAUUGAGGACUGGAAAUAUUUACUUAAUGUUUUACAAUAGGUGGACCUAGUUCCAAAAAACAACAACAAACUACUAUUUCUACCAGUCAUCGAUGAACAGAACACUGAACAUCUUUCUACUCCUAACACUCAACCUCUCUCCUCCCCCUUGAUUAUCGUAACAGCAACUCUCUCUCCCACCUAGGCACAUACCACAGUAUUUGCUGCCUUCUGCACCUACUCUGCUGAAACGGGAGAAGAGAGGCUGAAAGCCCCUCCAGAAAGGCUUUCAGAGAACCUUCUACUGCCACUAUUACUAGUGUGAAAAAUAACAAUUUUUGAAGGUGGAAUACAGAAGAGGUGCAAGUGAAAUGAAGUUGGCUCCAGGAGGUCAACUAACAAUUCAAGUUGUUUCUGCCCCUUUGUUUCCUCUGAUUCCAACUUAUAGCAGCAAGUGGCUCUGCUAGACUGACUUCAGUCCCAUCAGGAGAGCAGGAAGUCAUCUCCAGGAGAGGUUAGUUGGUAGCUAAGAGUGCUUUGCACUUAUUUGUGGUAUGGAUGUUGAGGAUAGAGAGCAAGUCAUUCUCAACAUAACAGGCAACUUCACUGGUGCCUCUUCAACUUUGUCUGCUUCAGUUUCUCUCCUGGGCCUUCCACCUGGCCUCAAUUUGUCCCUUAGCUGUAACCCCUGUAAAUCGCUUCCCUAGCUGACAGCUUGCCCUUUAAAAAAAAAAAAAAAGAGCAAGACAGCAAAUUAAUUCAUGUUAGCUUAAUAACCACAAAUUGAGCAGUUGAUCUGGAGACAUUACAUUGAAUCUGCAAAGACAGAUGAGAUUCUACAAGCAUUUUUACCAGACAUCCAUUUUAACUCUCUAGAGCAGGGACAACUUGGAUUGGGUUGCUAUCUCACUGUAUCAUCAGUCUGAGCAGAUCUGGCCAAGCACCUGCCCUCGUCCUCAUAAAUGAACUAUUCCCUAAAAAGACGAGUUCAUGACCAGUGCUCUUUUCCUCGCCAUUGCAGCCUUUCAUUAUCAUCAGGUCUGUAACACAGUGGUGAGCUUUCACUUUAAUAUGAUUUGCCAGGGCCAGGACUAGAGUGAGGUGACUGAGGCGCCUGGGGCACAAAAUUUAAGGAGGUGCCCACUCUCAGGGCUGUACAAGUGCCUUACCCUCGUCCUGACCCUGCGAUUUGCACUCCAUAAAGUAUUAUCACUUUAUCUUCCAAUAAACAAGCAUGGUUCUUCUGAUUUGGGGGGUAACUCGCUAUAAGUUGUAUCAGAUGUUUUUAUUGCUAUCUGUUUUUCACUGCUAUAAAUCUUCGUAUGCUUAUACAUAAAAGAAUCUUCAUUAUUAUCAGGAAACAUGAUUGCUUUCUAAGUAAUUUUCUCCAAGUGGCAAGUCAGUGCCCACUUUAGUAAGGAAUGCUGACAGGAUAGCCCAUCAGCAAAAGAGUGAAUGAGUUGGAGGUCUGUCCUUGGAAUCCUCGCUUUUUCUGUUCCAAUCUCCCCAGACCUUGCUUCCCAGCACCAGCUCUUCUGAGUGCCUCCUAGUUUGCUCUCUUCCUAGUUAAGAAAAGCAUGCUCUCAGGAAAGGAAUACAUUUCUUUACUUUGGGGUUAUAAGGCUUAAUGCUACCUCUUUUGAAGGUCGUUUGCAGUUUAACAGGGGAAAAGCCUUAUGCCAAAGGAAUGAAAUUUUACUGUAGAAUUUUAGGCAUCAAUUAGUUGCAGAAGUGGUGUGGGUUUUUUUCACCAUCAAAAGGCCAAAUUACUUGACAGCUAACUCCAGAAUAUAGAAAAUACCUUAAUCUUCUGGAAUUAUUUUAGUAAAUUACUGGUAAUCGAUUCAAUCUUCCUGAUACCUAGUGCUGUUCAAUAUGGCUCCUACCAAGAGACUCUCAGAAAUGCUACCAAACGCCACUGAAAAGGCCUAGAUAAUUCAUAUUGUACAUUAACAUUUUCUCACAAGUGGAAUUAAUACUAUUUAUCAUUUGAGUAAAAACAACAAAGGAAUUUAAAUAGUUUGUGAAGGUGUGUCCUGUUUGUGAAAGGUGAAACUGUCCAAUAUUGUCUGAUCAAUAUCAGUUGUCCAGUAUUGGUGGUGAUUAUUAAACUUAUUAGAGGUACAACUUUAUUGAUCACAAGCCUCUGCUUCCUGCCAUCUGUUUUGUGCUAUCGCUUCAGCUUGGUGUGAGAAUGAGACCAGAUCUAUACCACAGCACCCAGUCCCUCCAAAACCUUUGUGUGUAUUUCAGCUAUAAGUGAUUAAGGAUUUAAAAGGACAAGAGAGGGGAAAAGUGGUACAAAGAGCUGCUUUUGUCAAAGGGCAGCAAAAAAUAUAAUUACUUAAACAAUGACAUUAAAGAAAUAGUUUUAGAAUACUUGGAAACAGAUUCAUAGGGGAAUACAGUAGUAAAUUGUUAUAGACACCCAUUUGAGAUGCUUUUCAUAUGUUUAGGAAAAAAGAACUUGCAUAAGUAAUGGUUUGUGUGAAAUAGGUAUAUACUUUGUUCAGUAAAGCCCCAAAUUUAAACCAGUGGCUAUCAAAGCGUAAUCCCAGGACCAGCAGCAGCCCUGGGAUGUGUGUGUGUGUGUGUGUGUGUGUGUGUGUGUGUGCGCGCGCGCGCGCAUGCGAGCAUCUAUUCCAGUGAUGUUACUUCUUCAAGCCCCUGAAUCACUAUAGCCACGGCUCUCCAAAUGAUUCCAACCUCCCCAUCAUUUCUGCUAUCAUCAGAGUGAUCAGUCUCUGGCUAAGUGAUAUACUUUGUCAUGUUGGUCAGGUAUAUGUUGCUUAGUGUUAAGAAAUUAUCAGAUCAAAUCAACUACUUGCUCAACCUGCAAAAAUACUUUAUUUAACUUAGCCAGCAUAUCUGGCCUGUUUUUUACUUAAAUUUUUUAAAUUCACAAAUAGGAAAAAGGAAAAGAUGUUAUAUUUGUUUGGUAUUGACAAUGCUUAAAUACCUGUCUUCACCAUGCUGGUUGUUCUCUAGAAGGGCUCUGGCAGAAGUAUAGUUGAUUUUAAGAUUUUGCCUAAAUAGUGGAAUUUUAUAUCAACAAAUCCUCAAACAAAAUAUGAACUGAAACAACCAGUUAACCCCUCAACCUCUCUUUAGUGCCAAGCUUUAUAGAAAUUUAUUCCUUAUGUGAUGUUGAGCUUUUUUAAUGUCCAAUUUUAUAAAAUGUUAUGCAUGCAAACAAAGCAUCGUGCUCAUUAUACAAGUCACCCCAAACUCAUUUCCUCCUCCGUAUGUAUGAUGGUGAAGAAAUAUCAAUAUGUAUGUUCUUAUCUCUCCUGAUCAAUUGUAAAUUGCAAAUCUUUUCAUUAAUUUUUAAAUAAGAUAUAUUUACUCUGGCUAGUAGUUAAAAUUUUAUUCUUUUUAUUAUAUAUUUCAUUGCUACUUUUUUCUACUGACUCCAAAACUUACUUUGGGGAAUAUUUCUUAUUUCUAGAUUGCUGUAUUUAUCUUAUGUCUAUAUUUAUCUGUAAUCAUGGAAUAAUAGAGCUGAAAGGAACCAACUUCUCAUUUUACAGAUGAGGAACUGAGGCCCAGAAAGGUUAAAUAACUUAGAUAAGGUCACACAGUGGUAGGGCCCAGCCUCAAUCUCAGGUCUCCUGCCUAUGGGUCCAGUGCUUUUCCAUUUAAAGUACAACAUUUAUAGAAGACCCACAGCUGGCUUCUACUUUUAUGACACAUGAAUUUCCCAGGUAUUUCAGUGAAAUAAUAUAUAUGCUUUAAUGAAAAUGAUCAAGAGUUCUUUAGUUCAUGAAUCCAAAGACAAAUUUGAUUUUCAGUUUAGAAAUAGUAAUUCCUUCCAAAUUCAGUAUAUGUGCUCUACUUUGUACAAUGGAUGUUUUCCUUCAAAGUUGUUUGAAAAAUUACUGUUUUGGAUAAAAUUCCAUAUUUUAGAAGAGAAGCUUCCUAUGUAAGGGAAUCCUUUGGUGAUUUCUUUUGAAAAACAAAGAAUCCUCUUGUCAAUGUCUCCUAAAAGCCUAUACUUUUUUAAAAAUGUGAACUUUUGUAAUUGGUGUUUAUUUAAAGUAGGGCAAGCCAAUAUAGGCUUUCCUAGAAUCUACUUUAUCCUUCCCUUCUUAAACUUUGUGAAAUUUUUCAGACUGUUAGAUGCUCAUGAGAUACUUAGCUGUGCUCUAAAAACUUUACCUAACUUGAUAUUUUGUCAAUCCCUGGGCUCAAACUGUCGCCAUCUUAUCAAACAAUUACAGAAUUCCCUAAUCAACACUAAGUUCUGCAUGCAGUCUCUUUUCCAGAACAUUCUUUGCCUAGUGCUCAUUAGUGUGACUGUCUCCUCAGCUAUUCUUGGGUUUCCCUCCAUAGUUCAUGCAUAACUCAUUGUUCUGUGGAGUUUCAGGCAGUGGUCCAUUAGGCCUAUUUUAGUCAGAUGGAGUAGUAUUUACAGAUAUUUCCAUUUACAGAUGGUUCCCUUUUUUCUCUUGGAUCUUUUCUGGUUUGUCUUUUCAAGAAUGCUCAGAGGAUGGUGGAAUUUUCCCCAUCAUCCAGACCAGGGGUUGACAAACUUUUCUGUAAAGGGCCAGAUACUAACUAUUUUAAGCUCUGUGGGCCACAUAUGGCCUCAGUAACAAAUUCUUCUUUGUUGUUGUUUGAUCUUUCAAAUGGUGUUUUACACCUUAAAAAUAUAAAUACCAGUAUUAGCUCUUGGGCCAUACAAAGCCAGUGGCUGGAUUUGGCCCACUUGUCAUACUUUGCUGAGCCCUGACCCAGAUCAUCUUCUAUGACUCACCCCAUGUGAUCAUUGGCUUGUGUGCCAGAUAAUAUGGCUCACAAGUCUACACAGAGGUGGGUGGAGAGGAGCUGCAUAUGACAACCAUUACUAUUCAAUAGGGUACCCGUUAUGACUUCUCUGUCUCUCCCUCUACCUAUCUAUCUAUCCAUCCUCUAUCUAUCUCUCAUUUUCACUAACUACCUCAGCGUAGGAACCCUCAUUACUUUCUCCAGCCCUCCUAUCCUGAUUAUCCAAUGUGCCUCUGCUUCCUCAAGUUUGGGGUAAGCUGGCAGGGAAGAAAGGAUUUCUGAGAUUUCUUAUUUCUUUUGUCCCAUCAUUAACCCCAAACUGUGGUUCAUCAGUCCCACCCUGCCUCAUACUGCCGUCAUGAGUUUAAGGCUGUCUCUGGAGAGUCUGGUGGCCCAGGUCUUGAGAUUCCAGUCCAGUCUACAACUUUCUAUGGAAAUCACCAGCUCUUGAUUUGGUUCCAGUAGCUGGUUUCAAAAUCCAGAAUGUCCAUGUGUCCGUUUUCUGAUGUGAUUUGGACCUGUUCCAGACUCAGCCUCAGCAAGAAAAUCAAUGAAUGAUGGAGGUAUUCUGUGCCCUCUAGUUUUUUCUGCCCAAACCUCCUGUCUCCUGGUCCCCGGCUUCAGGGGAUAGACUCAUUGGGAUGCCCUGGGCAGCACCACAACCAGCAGGCAUUCAACAGACUACCACCUCCUGUUUCCUGCACCUCUAAAAGGAUUCCUUAAAGCUAAUUCACAUCUCUCUCCAUCUUUCUCCAUCUCUAUCUCUAAUUCUGUUACUUGGGGGUCUAAAAUUCAGAGUCACAUUUUAAUAUUUGCUUGUAUAAACUUGGGGAGAUGCAAGUGAAUCGGAAUGUGUAUGCCUCUGUGUAUAAGCAUGGUUUCUCCACCUGAACUGUGAACUCACAUUCCCUAAUGUGUACCUCUUACACACAUGCACAUACACCCUAUCCAGGACUCACAGCAGUUCUCUGGUCUAGAUCCAAGUCUGAUGGGGCUGGUGAAGGAGAAGGGGAUUGUGGGAGCUCCUGAGGCAUCUCCCUUUUCUCAUUGUCUUUUCUACUGACUUGUGCUGGCCUCUCCCAAGAAAUCAUUUAAAGAAACUCCUCUGUGACAAUUCUGGAAAGGCCAACAUUCAGAGAGUUAUGACUAUCAUUCAUUAAAGACUCAGACAUACCUCUCAGGCUGCAGGUUUUCCUAUCUAAGCACAUUGUUUUAUAGGACCUUUAGAUUGCUUUCUGUCAUUUGAGCCCAGGGAUCUACCCACUUACUGAAGUCUAAAUUUUAAAAAGUCAGACACAAGUUACUUUCAGGAUUUCCUGAUUUGAAAGCACCCAUGAAACAGUUUCUUUCUGCCUUGUGUUUAGGAUUUCCAGACUUAGGAAAGGAACCAGGCUUGCGCCUUGGAGUCUAAGGCAGCAAAAGUACCACACUUGCCAAAAACAAAUUGAGGAAGGAGGAUUGGCUAAUCCUAAUAUGCAUAGUCAAGAGAUGAACUUUUGUGACAUUAGCUCUCAUGGUUCAAUGCUUAUUGAGUGCCAACAAUGCACUUAAGGAAAACAAGGGAGAGUGGAAUUUACAGACCAAUAUUCUAAACUGGAAGGCAGUGAUGAGAAUGUGUCCGUCGAUAAAAAUUUCAAGAAGCUAAUAAAGAUCGGAAUCCCAGUCUUUCUAGAAUUCCAACACAAAAUGGAAGGGAGCCCUCUGUGGGUGUUAUUAUAAAGGGUUCUUAUAGUCUUUCUUUUAUCUUCUUUUAUUUUAUUUUAUUUUUAAACAAAAGCAUUCCUCACUGGUUUGCUGCCAGGAAUUGAAUUGCAUUCUUUAUAUAGCUAGAACUGUUUGUGUCUUCUUAAAAUAAACAACUUCUGUUAAAAAUCA